This is a messenger RNA of Oncorhynchus kisutch (coho salmon), 1216 nucleotides long. RefSeq names its product protein transport protein Sec16A-like. The record is from RefSeq and is a predicted model, not a curated record. NCBI's taxonomy places the organism in Eukaryota, Metazoa, Chordata, Actinopteri, Salmoniformes, Salmonidae. The coding region runs from base 568 to 1083 and encodes 171 amino acids. The transcript has 4 exons.
UCCCGUAAAUCUCUCCAGGAUUUCGCAUGUUUUUUUUGAUAUUUGCAGAUAAAUAUGCUAGAUUUUGCAGUGACAAUUAUGACAUUUUGCAUAGCAAUAUGCAAUUGUUUUGUCCAUUUGUUGCAAAAAUGCGCUGACAAGGGAAAAAACUGUGUUGACGUGUGUCUUGAUUAAACCAUAUUAUGCAGUAAAUGUGCGGUGAUUGGUUGAAAUUGCAAGCCCUCUUUUCGUACUGUGGUAAUGGGUCAGUUCUUUGAGAUAAUAUUCUGAUGAUGUGACUAUUUUAUGCAGAAAUAGUUUGGCGAUUGGUCAAAUUUGUAAGCCCUCACAUAAUAUGCAGGGAAUUGUUGAUUUUGCAACCCAAACAAUGCGAUCGCAGAGUCCUGGAGUAACCUCCCAGUAAUCCCUGCGACUGCGUGUAGGUUAAGAUUGGGUUGUAACAGAGUAUCAGAGCGAGACGUUCCUAUCUGUCAGCUAAUAAUUGUUCUGUAUGGUGACAUGAGCAGAGUGGCCUGACUUCUCCCACUUAUUACAGAUGUCCGACUUAGGUAUGUUGAGCAUCCUGCUAUGAUGUCCAUCACCAAGCCGGAACACUCCGAUGCCAACCCUCAGUUCCAGACUGGCACCCGGCCGGUGGCUGAGCCCGAGACCCCUGCUGUUCACAAUAACAGUGGAGGCUGGCUCAGCUGGUUCUUUGGGAGUGGAAGAGCUAAUAAGAAGGAGGUUCAUCUACCUGAGGACAAAGACAGAUCUAUUGUCUGGGAUCCAACUCUGCACAGAUGGGUUAACAAAACUGAGCCCAAGGCUGAGAACAAGUGUGUACAACCACCUCCACCGAUGGGGACAUAUGGAUAUCAGGGGAACACUGGCAAUGUCCCCAAAGGAGUGAAUCCCUACUCUACGAAAGCAGCAGGUCUAUGGGGCAGCAGAUACCCUACAAUGCAUUUCAAUGAUGGGACCAACUCAAAGCCUCCAAGCCAUGGGCCUGGACUGCUUACUAGACAGCUCUCUGGCUUGCUCCCUCCUUCACACUUUGACCUCAUGGCACCAAUGGUUGUGCCACCUGACACUCUACCCUACUGAGGUAUGACUCUGGAAAAUCCUUCCAAAUUGUAUCCAUUCAUCAUUAACUGAGAUUUUACUUGAACAUAGCAAUUGGCUGAGGUAGCAAGAAUGUUAACUAUUUGUUGUUUUGUCCAACAGGCCAAUUGCCCAG